Messenger RNA from Fusarium odoratissimum NRRL 54006, 693 nucleotides. Its product is annotated as ATPase. Lineage: Eukaryota; Fungi; Ascomycota; Sordariomycetes; Hypocreales; Nectriaceae. Gene Ontology annotation, cellular component: membrane. Gene Ontology annotation, molecular function: ABC-type transporter activity. The coding region runs from base 1 to 693 and encodes 230 amino acids. The transcript has a single exon. The record is from RefSeq and is a predicted model, not a curated record.
AUGUACUUAUGGGUUGCAUUUGUCACUGGGCUUAUUAUAUCAGAGAUCCCUUACUUAAUGAUCUGCGCAGUUUUCUAUUAUAUCUGCUGGUACUAUACAGUUGGCUUCCCUAAUAGCUCUAGCCGUGCUGGAGGGACCUUCUUCGUCAUGCUUAUGUACGAGUUUAUCUACACCGGCAUUGGUCAGUUUAUCGCAGCCUACGCACCUAACGAGGUUUUCGCAUCAUUAGUUAACCCUCUUAUUAUUGGUAUCCUCGUCUCCUUCUGCGGCGUCUUGGUUCCGUACCAGCAGAUUCAGAAAUUCUGGCGUUAUUGGAUUUAUUGGUUGAACCCCUUUAAUUACAUUAUGGGAAGUAUGCUAGUUUUUGAUAUUUGGGACACUGAGAUUAGGUGUGAUGACAAGGAAUUUGCCCGUUUCGAUCCUCCCAGUGGAGCUACCUGCGGCGAGUAUCUAUCCGAUUAUCUGACACAGAGUAUGGGAGCGGUCAGCGACCUCAUUAACCCCGAUGAUACAUCGGAAUGCAAAGUGUGUUUAUACACAAAGGGCGAAGACUACCUUAGAACUCUCAACUUAAAGGAGUACUAUUACGGAUGGAGAGAUGCAGCGGUUGUGGUCAUCUUUGCCAUCAGCUCAUACGCUCUGGUCUACGUGUUAAUGAAGCUCCGAACCAAGACAUCCAAGAAGGCAGAAUAA